GAAAGUUAAAUGGAGUAUCCAAUUACACGAGUCCUCUGCUCUCCGGACAGGAGCGCCCACAUAAAAGCCAUCGGGCUGAGUCACCGGAACACCGCGAAUGGAAAUCCGUAAGGCAGCGGCAGACACGAAGAGUGAAGACAAGCGAGCAGACUUUCAGAUUUCUCUCCGUUCCUGACUUCAGCAUGACGCUAUGGCUGGCGGUUGUCACCGCGCUGGCGACAAGUCUCAGUUCAGAUUGCCUGGACUGGAAUAUUUUUCAAAAUAAAGCACCUCUGAAGGAUGGCAAUGUCAGGCUGGUAGGUGGACAACAGCCCAGUGAAGGGCGUGUGGAGGUUUACUACCAAGGCCAGUGGGGCACAGUCUGCGAUGACAGCUGGGAUAUUGCUGAUGCUAAUGUGGUGUGUCGUUCCCUGGGAUUCUGGAAUGCAACUGCUGCUGUUCCAGGGGCUGCUUUUGGGACAGGCUCUGGUUCCAUCUUACUGGAUAAUGUUGGCUGCACGGGAACUGAGACCUCUUUGGCCAAUUGUAGAUCUGCAGGAUGGGGUGUCAGUGACUGCCAACACAAGGAGGAUGCGGGUGUCCGAUGCUGGCCAAAGAGAGACACAAGAUCCACCACAACAUUCAAAAUGGACCAUCAGUCUGACCUGGCAGAGGAACUGAAAAUGCUUUAUAAAAGCCAAAAGGAUUGCGACAUGAUAAUCAAAGUUGUGUCUACUGAGGAUCCUAACAUGUCUGAAAGUGUGUGUGCCCACAAGCUCAUACUGUCUCUGGGGCCAGGAAAGGACUUUCUCAAGAGAAUGCAACAGUCUUACAACUACACCAUGAAGGUCCACAGCAGUUGCUUCCCGAUGGUCCAAGAUUUCAUUGAAUUUCUGUACAAGAGAAGCAUAGACAUCCCCUCUACUAUGGCAGUAUGUUUCCACAUGCUAGCAUCCGAGUAUAAGGUCAUUGAUCUAAAGGAAUAUACUGCUAAUCUCUUCACCUGGAUGCUCCCAGAAGACAACACCUUCCAGACUCAAGUAUCCCUGUUUAAGUAUGCCGUCAGCACCAAUGACCUCAUUCUUCAAGAAAACUGUGUACGGUUCCUUGCCUGGAACUGUGAGGCACUCAUCAAUUCCAGUCUUUGGGAUGAACUGCCUGCAGCUAUUUUAGAAGCUCUACUCUCCCGCUCUGAUGUGGUGACACCCAGCGAAGAAUAUCUCUUCAGGGGGGUAGAGCGCUGGAUCAUAGCCAAUCGUAAGCCAGAGGACCUAAACAGCGGUUCCCUCCUUCUAACAGAGGAGUCACUGUUGCAAAAGAUUCGUUUCCCAAUGAUCUCUCCUGAGAAUCUUUUUGAUAUCCCGUUCAAUUCUUCUGUCUACAAAAACCAUACGCUGCUCUUCCAGUCUAAACUCUUAGAAGCAUACCAGUUCCACACGGUACCUCCCCAAAAACUCAAACAAAGUCUAAAAAGGGUGAGUGAAGAUUUUGUACCCAGGAUCUACACGUCAUCCUCCUGGUGUUCCAUGUAUAAAGGCAUGCAAAGUUACCCACAACUGAGCUAUCAUCAUAGGAGAUUUCAAGGUAGCCAAAUUUACACAGUAAAAGAAACCUUCCAAACCCCAACCUAUAUGAGUCAGCUAUUUGUAACACAAAUGGUGUCCUGGACACAUGCAGUCCACACUUCUAUGGACAGCUGUAGAAGCAUGGGCUACUAUUGUGAGUCACUUCCAACAGCAACACUUAGUGGUCCCUCCCCUUCAUCAGCCUCCUUCAUCUACCAUAAUUUUAUUCUGUCUAUUUGCAAAGACAACUAUGUGUUUGCAAUCCAGGAAUUCAAAAAAGGCCAGGCUGUCCUGUCUUUCAAUGGGACAUCAACAUAUAACUUCCCAUGCCAGUCUAAAGAUUUUACAUACAAGUUUGUGAUCCAGCCCCAGUACAAAUGGUACAACUAAUCACCUGCCACUCCUGUCGCCUGCAGUUGAGUAUGUGUACCCUCCUUACUUACUUGAGCCUGAGCAAGUAAAUCUGAUUAUAAGGCAUUCAUUUAGCAUUCAUUUCUAAGUAGUGGGCAUGAAAAUAAAAAAACUAAAAAACCUUAAUGUUUUAAUCAAUCAUGUCCUUCCAAGUUACUGCAUUCUCGACUAUACAUUUUGUAGCUUUAUUAUUUUAUGUGCUGGGCUGGUCUGACUCCCAAUAAACCUGUAAAGGGGAAAUGUCUGCAGAAAAGGGAGGCAUGAAUGGUUCACAAAUGGUUUCUGGAUUCAAAUGUGCCAUCUGGUGGAUUUUGACCAAAAUUGUUUUUUAAGCAUAAUUUUUUUUAUCACCUUUUUAUUAUUACUACUAGACAUUAAGCCCGUUACAAUAACGGGUGCUAGAACAGUAGUCCAUAAACAUUAGUAGGAACAGUCUAUAUUAAAUGGCAAGGGACCUUUUACCUCAUUAAAUUGUUUUCCGUAAAAUGCCUGUAAUUUUCUCCGACAGUAAUACUGGCUUUGCUGUCCAUAAUAUGCGUUUAAUUUUCUGUCACAACAGUGGGCAAUCAGCAGAUUCUCCCCAGCAACUGACUUAAUGUGCGCGAAAAUAAAUCUACUUUUAAAAGUCAUUGUAUUGUAAUAUCAUGAAAAUUCGUAUACUGUAUUUAGGAAAACCCCUUCAACGACUUUCACUUUACCGGGCCAAGCUUCUUAAUCGCAAAUCUGACAUCCUCAGAGUGAACACUUGCACAACAAUGGAGACGCUGGUCUCCGCGUCUCUGUACCCUAUUGGAUUUUUCGUGUUUUAUGUUUUAGGUCUUACCUCAUUUACCGAAAUCCGAUUAAAUCGGCCGCGUGAUAUUUUAUAGGUCCUGCCCUCUCUGUCUUGUGUGACGCGUCAGGCGGCCUUUGAAGCAUGUGCUUUGUAGCAUCGCACCGUGCCCCGCGCAUGCGCACUUCACCAGACGACAAACACACACACUGACACUGGACGCACACAGGGGUUUUAUUAAAGAGGAUUAUAGUGAGAACUGCAAGAACAGCAGCAAAAUGGUUAUUUAUGCAAGAGUCCCAGACCAAAAGUUUCAUAUUAAUUUUGCUUUACUAAAAAUUAAUAACAGCAAUAACAAUUGGUAGAAUUGAUUUUAACACUAAAAUUGAUUUCUUAAAUCUUAAUUAAAGUUACUAAGUUAAUUUGAGAAUGGUUUAACGUUCGUAUAGUUUAAUCCACAAUAACAAAUAA
Erpetoichthys calabaricus (reedfish) is the source of this 3198-nucleotide messenger RNA. Its product is annotated as galectin-3-binding protein-like. The record is from RefSeq and is a predicted model, not a curated record. The coding region runs from base 183 to 1934 and encodes 583 amino acids. Gene Ontology annotation, molecular function: protein binding. The transcript is spliced from 7 exons. NCBI's taxonomy places the organism in Eukaryota, Metazoa, Chordata, Cladistia, Polypteriformes, Polypteridae. Gene Ontology annotation, cellular component: membrane.